UGCCGGCGCAGGUUUAUGGCGUCAUUGCACUCGCCGGAAAAGCAGACUAGACUCUUGUGUGCAUCAUUUAAUAAAUAUUUUUUGUAGUUGGGAAUAAAGUGUUUUAAUUUUGCUUUACACGAUGUCCUUGGAGACCGUACCAAAAGAUCUCCGUCAUCUACGGGCUUGUUUGCUGUGUUCUCUUGUCAAGACCAUUGACCAGUUCGAGUAUGAUGGCUGUGAUAACUGUGAGUCCUACCUGCAAAUGAAGGGGAACCGGGAGAUGGUUUAUGAAUGCACAAGCUCCUCCUUUGACGGCGUCAUUGCAAUGAUGAGUCCUGAAGACAGCUGGGUUUCUAAGUGGCAAAGAAUAGGAAAUUUCAAAGCAGGCGUCUAUGCUGUAACCGUAACUGGAAGAUUACCCCCAGGAGUGGUGCGAGAACUAAAGAGCAGAGGAGUCAUCUACAGGUCCAGAGACACGGCGGUGAAGACGUAAACGCGAGUCGGCAUCCCGUCCCAGAAAAGUUCCUCGGCUCGACCCAUUGUCGACGUCGAUAUCGCCAGCUGUCUAAAAAACCCGCUUCACUCGAUUGUGUUCUAUUUCUGAACUGUACAACAUUUUACAACUUGUCAUUUCUCACCUCUGAUCAAAGAAUAAAUAUCUAAAAGCCUUUGA
This is a messenger RNA of Silurus meridionalis, 655 nucleotides long. RefSeq names its product SPT4 homolog, DSIF elongation factor subunit (gene supt4h1). Gene Ontology annotation, molecular function: RNA polymerase II complex binding; zinc ion binding. The transcript is spliced from 5 exons. Bases 122 to 475 code for a protein of 117 amino acids. Gene Ontology annotation, cellular component: nucleus; DSIF complex. Gene Ontology annotation, biological process: chromatin organization; regulation of transcription elongation by RNA polymerase II; positive regulation of DNA-templated transcription, elongation. Lineage: Eukaryota; Metazoa; Chordata; Actinopteri; Siluriformes; Siluridae. The record is from RefSeq and is a predicted model, not a curated record.